GACUACAAGUCCCAUGGUGCCUAGCGGCCACUUCCGGAGCACGUCGGUGUCUUAGCGGCGCGGGCCACAGCCAGCGGACUCGGCCAUGCUGCGAGCGCUGAGCGGCCUGGGCGCGCGGCCCGCGUGCCGGCCCCGGGUCCCGCUGCUGCUGCCCGCGCGCGGCCGCAAGACCCGCCACGACCCGCAGGCCAAGUCUAAGGUCGGGCGCGUGAAGACGCCGCCCUCGGUGGACCCUGCGGAGUUCUUCGUGGUGACGCAGCGGUACCAGCAGUACCGCCAAAUCGUGCGCGCCCUCAGGCUGGAGUUCGUGUCCGAGGUGCGGAAGAAGGUGCACGAGGCCCGAGCCGGGGUCCUGGCGGAGCGCAAGGCCCGGGAGGAUGCCGCCGAGCACCGGGAGCUGAUGGCCUGGAACCAGGCGGAGAACCGGCGGCUGCACGAGCUGCGGAUAGAGAGGCUGCAGCGGGAGGCGCGUGAGCAGGAGCAGCAGCAAGCCGAGGAGCAGGCCCGCAAGGCCCGAGAGGCGCAGGCCUGGCUGGAGCUCAAGGAACAAGAAGUGCUGCAGCUGCAGGAGGAGGCCAAAAACUUCAUCACCCGAGAGAACCUGGAGGCGCGGGUGGAAGAAGCAUUGGACUCCCCAAAGAGCUACAACUGGGCCAUCACCAAAGAGGGGCUGGUGGUCAGGCCACAGCACAAGGGCUCCUAGGGGCCCAGUAAGGACAAUGCCCGUCCAGGGACCAUGUGUAUAUGGGGAGUAGGAGUGUCAGGCCUGAUCUGGAAUAAAGCAGUUGGCUUAGCCAUUUCCAGCAUGGCCCUCACAUUCUGACCCCUGCACUCACCAAUUCAUCAGAAACUCCAGAACACAGUGCCCUCUUCUACCCUCAGUGUACAGCCUCAGCAUAGCAGGAGGCCCUAGAGUGGCUCCCACCUCAUGGAUCAGACUGGGCCACAGUCCAAGUGGGGCAGCCAGGUCAUCUCCUAAGUAUCAUCACCGGCAGUAAUUGGCAGAUUACAGUCCAUGGGCCAGAUGUGGCCUGCUGCCUGUUUUGUAAAUAAAGUUCUGUCAGAACACAGUGA
This is a messenger RNA of Microcebus murinus (gray mouse lemur), 1074 nucleotides long. RefSeq names its product mitochondrial ribosomal protein S26 (gene MRPS26). The record is from RefSeq and is a predicted model, not a curated record. Gene Ontology annotation, cellular component: mitochondrial small ribosomal subunit. Lineage: Eukaryota; Metazoa; Chordata; Mammalia; Primates; Cheirogaleidae.